This is a messenger RNA of Recurvomyces mirabilis, 540 nucleotides long. RefSeq lists its product as uncharacterized. Gene Ontology annotation, biological process: L-arabinose metabolic process; polysaccharide catabolic process. The record is from RefSeq and is a predicted model, not a curated record. Gene Ontology annotation, molecular function: alpha-L-arabinofuranosidase activity. The transcript has a single exon. The coding region runs from base 1 to 540 and encodes 179 amino acids. Lineage: Eukaryota; Fungi; Ascomycota; Dothideomycetes; Mycosphaerellales; Teratosphaeriaceae.
AUGCACAGCAUACACGUCUAUACAGCAUGUGGCGAUGAUCCGCUGAAUAACGCCGUAGCUCCGCGGUGUGCUGAGCGAGCCAUUGAGAUCUGCGCCGGCCUGGUCGACCUCGCGCAGAUAGGGAAUGGCGUUGCGCAUACGCUGCCAAGACAGACCAUUUGCUUCGAUGAAUGGAAUGUCUGGGAUCCGAAGCGGGCGCCUGGUGAGCAAGGAGCAGAGGAGCGAUAUACACUCUCUGACGCUCUUGCUGUGGCCGUCUGGUUGAACGUGUUCGUACGGCAAAGCAAGUUUGUCGGCAUGGCCAACAUUGCUCAGAGCGUGAAUGUCAUAUCGCCGCUGAUGACGACGAAGGACGGGCUGGUGAAGCAAACAACUUGGUGGCCACUGCUGUUGUUCUGCAAGUAUAUGCGAGGCUGGACUGUCGCCACGCAUGUUAGUGGCGGCGCAUACGAGGGCGAGACGGAAUUAAAGUGGAUCCGGGCAACGGUCGACACGCCUUGGCUCGAUGUUCGGCUACAGUCAGUGAAGAUGGCUGGGUGA